UGCAACUGUCAACCAUGAAGAAUAUGUUGUCAAGCUUAACAACAUUUGUUACCUUUCUGAGUCUUACCCUGUGUCAGCCUGACGAUUUUCACGAUGCCGCACCAACCGCCAGCAAAGAAGCAUGUUUUGAGCAUACCGAAUUCCCUAACCCAAACGAAUGCUGCACGCGACCGAUUUGGGUUAAUCGAUACAUGUUACGGGCUUGUCGUUUCACGACUUCUGAAACUGACAACUAUCGGAAGGAGUUUGGAUCGUGCUCAGCAAGCUGUGGACUGUACAAAAUCAACGUAACUCUAGUGGACAAUCAGGUGAACAGGGUACGCUUGUUUAAACCAGCUAACAUAGAAACUGCUGAUACCGACUGGCUGGAAAAGAUAACUUCAUCGUUACGAUUGUGUAAAUCCAAGAUCACUUCCGUGAUCGGUCGUCAUGUCAGCGAAAAUAUGGAGAUGAAAAUGUGUGAACACGCGAAGGAUGUUUUCGAUGAUUGUUUGAACUCACAGUUAUUUCUGCACUGCCCGAUAAGGUCAUGGAUUCAUAACGAGGGAUGCGAUAUGGCGAAGUCUCAUCUAAUGGAAGAUUGUCCUUACAAAUCGCUGGGAGCGGUGGUCGCGAGUGAAAAUCGAAGUGAUCAUGACCUAGAGGAGCUAGAGUUUGCGGAGGACUCUGCGCUGGAGGGCGAAUAG
Topomyia yanbarensis is the source of this 686-nucleotide messenger RNA. RefSeq lists its product as uncharacterized. The record is from RefSeq and is a predicted model, not a curated record. The transcript has 3 exons. Bases 15 to 686 code for a protein of 223 amino acids. Lineage: Eukaryota; Metazoa; Arthropoda; Insecta; Diptera; Culicidae.